AUGGAUUUGCAUAUCACAAAUUUAAAUCUUCUUUGCAGAGUUUGUGGUUGUUUUAUUGGGAAAAAAAACUACUUAAUUGGAGCCAUCCAAAAAGAUAAAAUUGAAAAGAUAAUUCACGUCAAAUUAACAGAUUUAGAAGGAGUUCAUCCUUCAAAAGUUUGUCCUAAAUGUUACAAAACAAUUAACAUAGUAAUAAAAGAAAUGUUAUCAACUACUCUGCUUUUAUGUACAAAGUGGACACCUCAUUGUGAUGACUGCUAUACUUGUCAUCAUGUGAAAAAACUGAGUCAGGGUGCUAUUUUUUCAAAUUCCCAAAUAAGGAGUAAAACAAAGUUUAUUGGCCAUCCUAAAAUUGGAGAAAAGGUCUGGAGUUUUUCUAUCUUGAGUACUUUAAAGGAAAAUAUUUUGACAUUGCACAAUUUGGAAAUAGACAACAAAGAUUUGGUAAAUGAAUUUAAUCCUUACUUACAGCUAUGCAUAUGUUGUUUAUGUGGUAAAAUACCAAAACAACCGGUAUCUUUGAAAAAAUGUGAACAUUCGUUUUGUGUUUUCUGUUUAGAGGAGAUCAUUAAAAUUAGGUUCUUUAAUGAAACUUCAUGCCCAAAAUGUAAUGAACCUUUAAUACCCGAAGACUUAGUUGCCAGCAAUAAAACAAACUCCCUUAUAAAAAUGUUAAGUGUUGAAUGUAUUCUAUGUAAAGCAAAGUUCAAUGUAAUAAAAGAAUAUGAUGUAUUAUACAUCAUAAGCUUAUAUGCAAUGGAAAACCUGUAA
Hydra vulgaris (swiftwater hydra) is the source of this 771-nucleotide messenger RNA. RefSeq names its product V(D)J recombination-activating protein 1. The record is from RefSeq and is a predicted model, not a curated record. NCBI's taxonomy places the organism in Eukaryota, Metazoa, Cnidaria, Hydrozoa, Anthoathecata, Hydridae. Gene Ontology annotation, molecular function: metal ion binding.